Molecule: messenger RNA, 1680 nt
Organism: Penicillium angulare
Lineage: Eukaryota; Fungi; Ascomycota; Eurotiomycetes; Eurotiales; Aspergillaceae
Exons: 6
Coding region: 1-1680 (559 amino acids)
Biological process (GO): amino acid transmembrane transport
Cellular component (GO): membrane
Molecular function (GO): amino acid transmembrane transporter activity
Source: RefSeq, a predicted model, not a curated record
AUGGGUCACCCCGAUGAGAUUAACGCUCUCGAGGCGCAGCCGGAUUACAUUGACAACUCGGACAACAUGAAAGAAGGUGAACAGGAUGCGCCGGUUCAACUUCGUAGAGAGCUCAAGGCUCGUCACAUUUCUAUGAUUGCGAUCGGUGGUGCCAUUGGUACUGGAUUGAUUGUUGGUACCGGAAGCGCAUUGACAGCUGGUCCUGGAUCGUUACUUAUUGCAUACUGUUUUAUGGGUCUCAUCGUUUGGACAGUUAUGUGUGGACUGGGUGAAAUGGCUGCUUGGCUACCAUUGUCCUCCGGCUUCACUGGUUACGCCGGCCGUUUCUGUGACCCUGCUCUUGGAUUCACCCUCGGAUGGUGCUACUACCUCAAAUAUAUCAUUUUACCCCCUACGCAACUUACUGCCGCUGCCCUAGUGAUUACCUAUUGGCCCAAAACAUCAGCAGAGAAUGUUAAUCCGGGCGUUUGGGUUGCAAUUUUCAUGGUGGUAAUCAUCGUGAUCAAUUACUUUGGUGUGAAGUUUUUCGGUGAAUUGGAAUUUUGGCUCUCGUCAUUCAAGGUCAUUAUCAUCUUGGGAAUUAUUCUGUGCUCUUUCAUCUUCGCCAUGGGUGGCGGCCCAGACCACGACAGGAGAGGUUUCAGAUACUGGAAUGAACCCGGCGCGUUCGCCACUAAAUAUACUGAUGGUGGGCUUGGAAAGUUUCUCGCGUUUUGGUCUACGAUGGUGCAGGCCACCUUUGCAUUCCUUGGUACCGAACUCAUCGGAGUGACAGUCGGAGAAGCUCAGAACCCUCGAAAGACGAUCCCUAAGGCCAUCAAGCUCACCUUCUGGCGAAUUCUUGUGUUCUAUAUCCUCAGCGUACUUUUCGUCGGUAUGCUGGUCCCAUACGACUCCCAAGACCUGGCUUUCGCUACUAAGGCUAAGAGCUCCGCUGCGGCCUCACCCUUCGUGGUUGCAAUGAAGCAAGUCGCCGCUCUUCCCCACAUUAUUAACGCCUGCAUUUUGGUCUUUGUUCUUUCUGCCGCCAACUCUGAUCUUUACAUUGCGACUCGAACUCUGUACGGUCUUGCUCGCGAGCAUAAGGCCCCUAAGAUCUUUGCUCGCACUAACUCAGCUGGUGUCCCGAUCUAUGCUUUGGCGCUAUCGGCUUCCUUCUGUUUGCUCGCCUUCAUGAGUGUUUCCAGUGGUUCUAAGGAGGUUUUCGGAUACUUCACUGACAUGGUCUCAAUUUUUGGAUUGUUGACAUGGAUCUCCCUCUUGAUUACUCAUAUCUUCUUCAUUCGUGCCCGCCGCGCACAAGGUGUCGAUGAGUCAACACUAGCCUACAAAGCUCCCCUUGGAAUCAUCGGCUCCUCUAUUGCGCUCUUUUUCUGUGUACUGGUCGCAUUUACCCGCAGCUUCGGUGUUUUCAUCCACAACCCGGAAAAAUACGGCAACUUUGACUAUAAGACCUUUAUCACUUCAUAUCUCGGAAUCCCACUUUACGUCAUGGCAUUUACUGGGUGGAAAUUCUUCAAGAGGACUGAGCUUAUCAAGCCCUCCGAUGCCGAUAUCUGGACUGGAAAGUCUGAGAUUGACCGCGAAGAGGCCGAAUAUGAGGCCAUGAUGAUCAUCGAGAAUCAGAACUUGGCUGGUUGGAAGAAGGUUUAUAGAAAAAGUCUCGCGUGGCUUUUCUAG